AUGUUCCUUAUGAGUUAGUGGUAGUGCCAUGACUUAGGUAAUCGUGUGCAUUCAGGAUGGUGUUAACACAUCCCUGUUGGUGUAGUUUGGUGAAACAUGGAAUGGUUUGAGAUGUUAUUUUAAAGAGAAGUGCUUGUUACCACAAUGCAAAAGAGUGACCGGCCGAGAGCAGGUGGCGGGACAGGCAAUAAAGACGACCAAGAUCCAAACUCUCGACGUGUCUCCAGAACAAGUGCAAGCAACCGGACUGGGCCAACCAUGCAGCCUGGCUCGCGUACAUCAUCGUCUUCUAAUUCGUUAGAACUCUUCGUGGGCCCCAACUAUAGAGUGGGCAAGAAAAUAGGCUGUGGUAACUUCGGAGAAUUAAGACUAGGAAAAAAUCUAUAUACAAAUGAACAUGUUGCGAUUAAAUUGGAACCCAUCAAAGCGAAAGCUCCACAAUUGCACCUCGAGUACAGAUUUUAUCGCAUGCUCGACGCUGUCGGGGAAGGAGAUAAGCCCAGACCGGAGGGCAUCCCACGGCUCUAUUACUUCGGCGUGUGCGGCAAGUACAACGCCCUGGUCAUGGAGCUGCUGGGGCCCAGCCUGGAGGACCUCUUCGAUAUGUGCGGCAGACGCUUCUCCCUUAAGACCGUCCUCCUUAUAGCCAUUCAACUCCUCCACAAAAUAGAAUAUGUCCACUCCCGAAGAUUGAUAUACAGAGACGUCAAACCUGAGAACUUCCUCAUAGGCAGAAGUUCCACUAAAAAAGACAAAAUCAUACAUAUUAUUGAUUUCGGUUUAGCCAAAGAAUACAUCGACCCGAACACCAACAAACACAUCCCGUAUCGCGAACACAAGUCGCUGACGGGCACAGCUCGCUACAUGUCCAUCAACACACACAUGGGACGUGAGCAGUCACGACGAGACGACCUCGAGGCCUUCGGUCACAUGUUCAUGUAUUUCCUGCGAGGCUCCUUGCCCUGGCAGGGACUCAAGGCCGAGACUCUCAAAGAUAGAUACCAGAAAAUCGGUGACACCAAGAGAGCCACUCCAGUGGAAGUGCUUUGUGAGAACUAUCCUGAGGAGUUUGCGACAUAUCUACACUACGUGCGACGAUUGGACUUCUUCGAAACUCCUGACUACAACUACCUGCGCAAGCUCUUCCAGGACCUCUUCGAGAGGAGAGGCUUCACAGCAGAUGGCGAGUUUGACUGGACUGGCAAAACCAUGUCGACACCUGUUGGUUCUACCCAGACCGCCACUGAAGUUAUUGUGUCACCGAGCAGAGAUAACAGAGACCGACAUCACAGCCAAGCUGCUACACCGCUGCCAAACGCUAAGGGCGGCCCAGGAGCGAAAGCUGGAGGUGGGUCCGCGUGGCCCGAUACGCCUAAGCAAGGACCGCAACUGAUGUCUGGAGGCACCCUCACUCCCGCCGACCGACACGGCUCAGUUCAGGUUGUGAGCUCCACCAACGGUGAGCUUGGUCCUGAUGAUGCCUUGGGGGGACAUUCGUCUACACCCAUCACCGUGCACCAGGAACCCGAGUCUCCCGAUGAAACCAAGUGCUGCUGUUUCUUUAAGCGCCACGCGAAGAAGGCAGGAGGAGUGAGAGGAGGCAAGUGACUCGCCGCUGUGGUACAGCGCUCCAGCGAACGCCAAGCUGUUGCUGUGCUGCUGCCUCCCGCUCUCAACGCUCAUGCCGAUGACGAAGAAGAUGAGGCUGUUGCGGCUGUCUCUUGAUAUCAGUAGACGGUGACCGAACAACUCAGCUACCACCGUCAUCAAUGCUCCGAGAUAAUUAUAUAAUUCUGAGCAAUUGGACUGUGGUGGCAAUAGAUUUAUAAUAUUUUGAGGACCCUGAUAUCAAGGUUAAAUGGACGUUAAUUACUGGAUUAUUUUUAUGCUGAUAUGUGUGCUCAACUGAUUAUUUCAGGACUGAUUGGGCAAUGAGAUUCAGUUCCGAUCAUCCAACGUCCAUUUUUUUGGGUGGAGGAUGCGGCA
Messenger RNA from Hyalella azteca, 1986 nucleotides. It is a transcript of the gene gish, whose product is annotated as casein kinase I. The record is from RefSeq and is a predicted model, not a curated record. Gene Ontology annotation, molecular function: ATP binding; protein serine/threonine kinase activity. Gene Ontology annotation, biological process: positive regulation of canonical Wnt signaling pathway; peptidyl-serine phosphorylation; signal transduction. Bases 145 to 1608 code for a protein of 487 amino acids. The transcript has 12 exons. Lineage: Eukaryota; Metazoa; Arthropoda; Malacostraca; Amphipoda; Hyalellidae. Gene Ontology annotation, cellular component: nucleus; cytoplasm; plasma membrane.